GUAAACUGUCACUUUUGAUUGAAAAUAAAAAUAUUUCGAUUUUCAUUCACUUUUGAUUUUUGAUUUGAUUUCGUUGUAGAAAGUAGAAAAGUUAUGACAGAACACGGAAACCCAGGCACAGAAUUCGGUUGGACGUUAUGAAGUCAUAAUUAUUAUCGUAGUAAUAUAUCUGGUUUUAGAUCCCGCUUUGUUGGGCAAUGUGAACCUAAACUCGGUAAACCAGCUUGCCAAAAGCAUUUCCUCAAAAUUAGAUUUAUUCCCUGAAUGGGUCCCCUCUCCAGAUGGAAAAUCUUCAAUGAAAGAUAAACAUAGACCAGCUUGGAUACUGAAAGCUGUAACACUGAUUGAUUUAACAACCUUAGCUGGUGAUGAUUCCUUAAGCAAUGUAUCUAGACUUUGCCUAAAGGCAGCAAGACCUAUAGCUAAAGAUGUUUUAGAAGAAUUAGGAUUUGACUAUGAAGAUAACAGUCCUAUUCAUACUGCAGCAGUUUGUGUCUACCCAAACAGGGUUCAAGAGGCUGUGGAUGUACUCAAGAAAAUUAAAAUGUUGGGCAAAAUCAAUGUUGCUUCAGUUGCCACUGGGUUCCCAGCAGGUCAGACCCCACUGAAUGCCAGAUUGGCGGAAAUUCGGUACGCUGUGGAAAACGGAGCAACAGAGAUAGACAUCGUUAUAAACAGGCCGUUGGCAUUAGCAGGAAAGUGGAAAGCCCUGUAUGACGAAAUAGGUACAAUGAAAGAAGCCUGUGGAACAGCUCACUUGAAAACUAUUUUGGCUACAGGUGAACUGGACACACUACAAAAUGUAUACAACGCAUCUAUGGUGGCAAUGAUGGCUGGCGCAGACUUUAUCAAGACUUCAACUGGAAAGGAAUCUGUAAACGCCACGAUCCCAGUGGGUAUAGUCAUGGCAAGGGCGAUCAAAGAUUACCAGCAUAAAACUGGAUAUAAAGUAGGAUUGAAACCAGCUGGUGGAGUUCGAACGGCAAGUGAUGCAAUUCAAUGGCUGAUUUUGGUCAAAGACUUGUUGGGGCAUCACUGGUUGAACCCAGCUUUGUUCAGGUUCGGAGCUUCUGGAUUGCUUGGCGAUAUGGAGACGCAGUUGUACCAGUAUGUUACUGGCAGGACGCCCAGUGGAUAUGAGUUUACAAUGGGCUGAACGUUUUGUUUUGCACUAAAUUGUGUCUGCUAUUAUAAUAGGGGUGGGUAGUUUCGGUUUCGACUAAAAUGUAAACGUUUUAUAUUUUUGUAAUUGCGCCAUGUAUUUUAUGUAUAUUUUAACAAUAAAGGUAGAUUCUAAAAAUA
Molecule: messenger RNA, 1302 nt
Organism: Acanthoscelides obtectus
Lineage: Eukaryota; Metazoa; Arthropoda; Insecta; Coleoptera; Chrysomelidae
Source: the annotation of a GenBank genome assembly